ACGAAUGAUUAUGUCGCUUUAAAUUCACUUUUCGCGAGGUGAUGUAUGCUGAUCACCUGUCAUGUGCGGCGCAUGCGCAGAGGGGGUGAUUGUGAAAGCGGGUAUGCCCUCAGAUCCUCGUAACCUCCAUCCUAGACGCUGAGCAGCCGAGCACCAAACAGCACUAGAGACUAGAGAGACAGAAAUGGGAGAAUAAAUAGGGAUGCUCGCACACUGCAGGGACACUGGAGGUAGAUGUGAGGGAUAAUUGCACCUGGUGAGAGAAACCCUCCACUGGGUCCCUCCAUCCCAGCCCUCCCUUACACCAGUCUUCAGAACCACAUUCCCCACAGCCAACAUGUUCUCCUCCAACUUUCUGAGUGGGGGGAAUCCUCUAAGUGCGAUGUCCUCUGCUGUGAACAAGUUCAGUCUUUUUGGGGAUGAGGCAAAUGAGGAAAAGCAACAACAGAAGCCUCCAGGACCUUCAAAGCAGAAGGAUCCUCAACAGCAGGGGAACGGCCAACCAGCCUCACAGGGGCCUCAGAGGCAAAGUGGACAACAGCCACAGGGUGUGGGAAGGGGAGGCCAAGGAGCUGGACGGGGUGGAUCUCAACCACAAGGAGCUGGACGGGGUGGAUCUCAACCACAAGGAGCUGGACGAGGUGCAUCUCAACCACAAGGAGUUGGACGGGGUGCAUCUCAACCACAAGGAGCUGGACGGGGAGGUCCUGUACAGCAGGGAGCUGGUAGAGGAGGUCUCCCGCAGCAGGGAGUGGGCAGGGGAGGAUUGCCACAAGGAGCAGGUGGGGGUGGAUCACCUAAGCAGGGUGUUGGGAAGGGUGGACCUCAACAACAAGGCCCAAGAGGACCUGGGUCUCACCCAGCAGGUGCAGCUGGGUCAAGGCCUCCUUCAACAGAGCCUCAGGUGAAAGAUGGAGCUGCGGUGAAAUCCCUCUGUCCAGUCUGUAAAAAUACAGAACUCAAUUUUAAGUCCAAGGAUUCGCCCAAUCAUAACACCUGCACGCAAUGUAAAUCAGUGGUCUGCAACAUGUGUGGGUUCAGUCCUCCAGAUGCAACUGCUAAGGAGUGGCUUUGCCUGAAUUGCCAGAUGCAGAGAGCUCUGGGAGGGGCAGAAAGUAGUGAACCUCCUACACUAAAAGCCCAGCCACAGUCCAAGGUCUCCGUACCAUCACAGAACCCCGCAAAGAAAGACACGCCUCAUAGUAAGCAGAUGCCUCCAUCUGCCACCCAGCCAACCAAACCAACAGAGGGUCAGAAACCGUUAAGCCAGUCUAGCACAAGUGCAGCUCAUCCAUCGCAGCAAACGUCCCAACAAAAACUUCUUCCACAGCAAACAACAAAAGGUGCUCCUCCUGCCAAAAGUGAGCCACCAUCAAAGACUGAGCCCCCUAAAAAAGAAGAAGAGUCCAGUUUUUUUGGUUUCGGUUUUGGUGGCGCUCGAUCCCGCUCUCCCUCUCCACAGCCUGGUGCCUCUUCUGUUUCUGGGAAGGUUCUAGGCUUCGGUUCUUCGUUCCUUAGCUCAGCAUCCAAUUUGAUUUCAGCUGUCCAGGAUGAGCCCUCGACAACCCCACCAACCUCUCGAAAGGGUUCUGUCAUUUCCCAAACUUCUGCCAAGACCACCACACCCCCUUCUACCAGAAAAGGUUCAGAGGCCUCUAAGGGCUCCCCCAAUCUUCAUAAAACACUGGAAGACAAAAUGCAACAGCAACAAAAUAAACCCCAAGACACUCAAAAACCAACGACAACGAAGGAAUCCUCAUCUGCUCAGGCUACUAAAAUAGAUCAAAGCCCAAAACUUCUUCCCAAAGCCUGUCCACUCUGCAAGGCAGGCCUGAGAAGAGAUCCUCCCAACUAUAGUACCUGCACUGAAUGCAAGGCCACUGUGUGCAAUCAGUGUGGAUUUAAUCCUGUGCCUCAUCAAACGGAGGCAAAAGAGUGGCUUUGCUUAAACUGCCAGACACAGAGAGCGCUGAAAGGAAUAGAGCCUCCAGGACAACCCACUGUAAAGUUCCAAACACAGCCCAGCAAAUCUCAAAUGGAUUCUACACUUGGUCCUUUAGAGAAACAGCCCACAGCUCUGCCAAUAAAGGCUAAUCAUGCCAACCAACCUGCUGCUCAGAAAAAAGAGAUGUAUGAACAACAGACUAGUGCAGCAGGAGCAAAGCAAGCUCCCUCCCCUAAGCCUUUACAGAAGCCGACAGCAACAAAUGCCCCCUCUUCUCCUGUGUCUAAAGCAGCACCAAAGGCUGAGACUGAGCAAGAACAGUCAGGAUUUUUCAGCUUAGGCUUUGGUGGAGCACGGUCACGAUCACCAUCCCCUCAGCCCCCUGUUUCCGCCAUGUCUGGUAAGGUCCUAGGAUUUGGGUCCUCCUUCCUGAGCUCAGCAUCUAAUCUUAUUUCAUCAGCGGUCCAAGAUGACCCUUCUGCGACACCACCAACUAAUCCCCAAGCAUCUUCAGUCUCUCAAACUUCAACAUCACAAGGGGUUGCAAUAUCAGUGUCUACAGGAAAGGCUAAUCAAUCAGAUAGUCAGAAAGAAGAGAAAAAGUCAGAUCCAACUGUUGACCAAAAGAACAAAGCAUCAAUAUCUAAAAAAUCUGAACCUUCUUUACAGAUGCCAAAAGCAGUCCAAGGCCCACAACCCCCACCCAAAUUCUGCCCACUCUGUAAGGUAGAAAUCAAAAAGGACCUUCUCAACUACAGCACCUGCACUGAGUGCAAAAACACUGUGUGUAAUCUUUGUGGAUUCAACCCAACACCCCAUCAAACAGAGUCAAAAGAGUGGCUUUGUCUAAACUGUCAGACGCAAAGAGCUCUCAGAGGAAUGGAGCCACCAGGACCUCCAAAGUUGGAGACCGCAGAGCAUCCCAACAAAAGCCCUGUUACUCAACCACUGGCUUCACCCUCAAUCCAAAAGAAAGGUGCUUCUGAACUGGACAAGUUAAGCAAGAAAAUUGACCCUCCUCAGAAAUUACAGGACCAACAAAGCAAGGCUCUGAAUGGUACUCUGCCAAUCCAAAAAGCCCAGCAGCAAGAAAAAGAAGCCAAAUCUGAAGUACCUGCCAAAACAGCCAAGGAAGAAUCUGGAUUUUUUGGUUUUGGUGGUGUUAGGUCAAGGUCUCCAUCUCCUCAGCCUGCUAUGUCUGCUGUUUCUGGGAAGGUUCUUGGCUUUGGCUCUUCCUUUCUCAGCUCAGCAUCUAAUUUAAUAUCUUCAGCUGUGCAAGAUGAGACAUCUACAACACCACCAACCUCCCGCAAAGCUUCAACAGUUUCCCAGAGCUCAACACCACCCACGUCUCGGAAGAGCCCUGCUGUUCCACAGACCACAAACACAGGGGACAUAAAACAACCUACUGCACAAAAACAAGACACAAAGAUAUCUGAGUCACCUCAUCUAGACAGUAGAUCUUCUGUGAAAGUAAAACCAGACCAAUCAUUGUCUGCGAAGGUUGACAAAACUCCCUUGCCUAUUCCCAAAAUCUGUCCACUUUGCAAGGCAGGUAUUACCAGUGAUCCUCCUAACUUCAGCACCUGCACUGAUUGCAAAAACAUUGUGUGUAAUCGUUGUGGAUUUAAUCCCAUGCCUCUUCAAAAGGAGGUGAAUGAAUGGCUUUGUUUGAGUUGUCAUAUGAAGAGAACACCUGAACCUUCAACUCUAAAUCCCCAGAUACAGGCUAAUACUUACUUGCAACAAAACAAAACAGCUCCACAUCAGUCUCCUCCAGUAGACAGAAGAACUGAGGACCAGUCAAAAACAGCACUUGGAAAACCUACGUCUACAACACAAAAUGCACAGAAAGAAACUCUAAAGCCUCAAGAGCCAAAAGAUGGCACUUCUUCAGCCAAAUCUGAAACUACAACAAAAUCAGAUUCCUCUAAAGAAGAUACAGGUUUCUUUGGCUUUGGUUUUGGUGGUGCUCGAUCUCGAUCACCUUCUCCUCAACCUGUUGUCUCUGAGAAGGUUCUAGGAUUUGGUUCCUCUUUCCUCAGCUCAGCAUCAAAUCUUAUAUCUUCAGUAGUUCAGGAUGAAUCCUCCACAACACCACCAACACCUCGUAAAGGUUCAACAGUUUCCCAGACCUCUGUGAAGUCUGCGACACCGCCCGCCUCUCGUAAAGGUUCAUCAGUUUCACAGACGUCUCUCAAAACCACAUCUGCUGUUGCAGCAGCAGCUACAUCUCGCAAAGGAUCUACAGCAUCCCAGGACUCAACAAAAAUGCAGGCUGGGGAAAGUAAACCACUUUCUCAAAAGCAAAUGGAAGAUAAGAAGUCCCUGCAACCUCAAGCUUUCAAAGCACCAUCUGCACCUCCAUCAAAGCCACAAACAGCUGAUAAGUCCUCUCAGCCUCAUCCUAAAGAAUGCCCACUUUGCAAAGUGGAGCUCAAGAAAGAUCCUCCUAAUUUCAAUACCUGCACUGAAUGCAAGAGCAUUGUAUGUACACUUUGUGGGUUUAAUCCCAUGCCUCAUCAAACUGAGGCAAAAGAGUGGCUUUGCUUGACCUGUCAAGUGCAGCGGGCAUCAAUACCUUCCAGUGCAGAUCAAGAUCAAGCUAAGAAAGUAGUCCCAGUGCCAAAGAAGGAGCAGCAAGAUGUUCCAGAAUCCAAGCAGAAGAAACAAAAUGCAGAGGAAGCCACUAAUACUGGUCAGAAAACAGCUGUAGUUGGGGGAAAGGAGCCCACUGAUGUUUCACUACAACAGCUCAAUCAACCUAAGAACUCACAGCAGAUGAAAUUGGACAAGCCUCAAGAAAAACAAACCAAACUACCACCAAAGGCUCAACCUCAUCAAGAGGAGUCUGGAUUUUUUGGUUUUGGCUUUGGUGGGGCCCGAUCCAGGUCUCCUUCUCCUCAGCCUGCUGUUACUGCUGUGCCUGGGAAGGUUUUAGGCUUUGGUUCAUCCUUCCUUAGCACAGCCUCUAAUCUGAUAUCAUCAGCUGUUCAAGAUGAACCUUCCACAACUCCACCAACCUCCCGCAAAGGUUCAUCAGUUUCAGAAACCACACCUCCUCCCUCUGCCCGUAAAGGCUCUGCAGUGUCUCUGUCAUCGUCCAACAGCAACGCAUCGCCUAGCUUACAAAAAGGUUCUGAGACCACACAAGGUUCUCCGAAAGCUCAACGUAGUAAAGAUACUAAACAUUCAAUCGGACAGAAACAAGAAGAGCAGACAACAUUACUUCAACAGGCUAAGGAGUCAUCAAAUAAAGUGAAAGAGGAUAAAUCAGAGACACAAAAGGAUUUAUCCAAGCCUCUUCCUAAGGUCUGCCCACUCUGCAAGGUGGAGCUCAAGAAAGAUCAAUACAAUAGCUGCACUGAAUGCAAAAAUAUUGUAUGUAACUUGUGUGGGUUCAACCCCAUACCCCAUCAAAAUGAGGUGAUGUGGCUUUGUUUGGCAUGUCAAAUGAAGAAAACACCAGAACCUCCCUCUGCGCAGCUUCAAUCACAUAUUCCCACUCCAGAUGCUUCACAGAAGAAGCCACAUCUUCCAGCAGAUACAGUUCAAAAGGAUAAGAAACCAGAAGAAGCAGGGAAACAAGACAAUAAACAAACUUCAACAGAAACUGAACAAUCCACCCAAGAAACAAAAAGAAAGCAACAGCAUAUUUCAGAAGUUCCAAAUUCAGAAUCUCAAAAAAUAGAUCCACAACAAGACAAACCUGGAUUUUUUGGGUUUGGUUUUGGUGGAGCUAGAUCUCGAUCACCUUCUCCUCAGCCUGCUGUCUCUGCUGUCUCAGGGAAGGUUCUAGGAUUUGGUUCCUCCUUCUUAAGCUCAGCAUCUAAUUUAAUCUCGACAGCUGUGCAAGAUGAAUCCUUCACAACACUGUCUAGUUCUCGCAAGGCUUCAACAGCUUCUGAAAUCUCUGAUAAGACACCACCAACCUCUCGCAAAGGUUCUGCAGUUUCUCAAAUCUCCAAUAAAGUUAAUACCACUCCACCUUCCUCUCGCAAGGGUUCUGCAGUUUCGCAGACAUCUGUUAAAAUGACUCCUCCAACGUCACGAAAGGUGUCUGAAGCUGCCGUAAACAUUGACAAUACAGUUGGGACAAAAAAUAAAGUUGCAGAGAAAGGUGAAGAAACCACUAAAGGAGCUACACCACAGCAACAAGUACAAGGAAAGACAGAAGAUGGAGCUGUGCCUGUGUCCUCUGAAAUCCCUGAAGAAUCUAGAGGGAGAUCUCAGUCUCCUUUACUUCCACCUGCAGCAUCUGCUGUCUCUGGGAAGGUUCUAGGAUUUGGUUCCUCCUUCUUUAGCUCAGCAAGUAAUCUGAUCUCAUCAGCUCUAGAUGCGCCUUCUACAACACCACCCACUUCUCGCAAAGGUUCCAUUGCUUCCCAGCUAUCUGCUAAGACUACAACACCACCUUCUUCUCGUAAAGGCUCAUCAGUUUCACCGACUUCAGACAAGAUCACCACUCCACCUUCCUCACGAAAGGGUUCUGAAGUUUCUCUGACAUCUCUCAAGACCAACACACCUCCAACUUCUCAAAAAGUAUCUGAUGCCUCUUCUAAAAUACAUCCUUCAGAUGACAAAAAAGUACACCCUGAAAAUAUAGAAGAGAAGAAAAUGGAUGAUAAGAAAUCUAUGGUCAAUCAGGCACAGUCAACAACUGUAUCAGUUACAAAAGAUACAGCUGUACCAGAAACAACAAGUACAGGGUUUACUAAAUCACUUCCCAAAGCCUGCCCUCUCUGUAAGGUCGAUUUGCAGAAGGAGCCUCCCAAUUAUGAUACCUGUACUGAGUGCAAAAACACUGUGUGUAAUCUAUGUGGCUUUAACCCCAUGCCCCACGAGACAGAGAAAAAGGAGUGGCUAUGUCUGAACUGCCAGAUGCAAAGAGCGCAAGCUGAAUCUCACAAAUUACCUCCACCGGCAUCACCACUAAAGAAAGUGACAGCAGCUCCUGUUCCUCCACAGAAGAAGCCGGUUGACUCUACAGAUGCCACUGAAAAAGAAAAGACUGAUCUAUCUGCAGGUACAACACCAGGGUCUAAGAAGGCAAGUUCAGUUCCACCAAUACAGAAGCCGCCUCAGCAGCAGGACAUCAAAAGUCCAGUACAGAAAGCACAGAAGGAUGAUACUGUAUCCACAAAAUCUACUACACUAACAAAGAAUGCAUCCACAAAAGAAGAGAGUGGCUUUUUUGGUUUUGGACGCUCUAGAUCACCAUCUCCCCAACCUGCUGCUUCCAGUGUUUCUGGAAAGGUCUUUGGGUUUGGUUCUUCCUUCUUGAGUUCAGCUUCUAAUCUAAUCUCCUCUGCUGCACAAGAUGAAUCCUCCAUAACACCCUUUGCAACUCAGGAUGUUUCAGCAGCUUCUCAAACUCCUGUGAAGACUACAUUAACACCAGCUGCUUCUCAGAAACAUGUAGCUAAAUCUGUUGAAGAGAAGCAGAAAGACAAGAAACCAGAGGAGAAAAUGACAGAAGUUCAGGGAAAAGCUGUAAUAAAAAAGGAUGACCACAAAUCAGAGCCUCCAAAAACUUGUCCACUUUGUAAGGCAGAAAUAGUAAAGAAUCCACCAAGUUACAGCAUCUGUACUAAUUGCAAGAACACUGUGUGUAAUCUCUGUGGAUUCAACCCAAUGCCACACCAAACUGAGGUGAAGGAGUGGCUGUGUUUGAACUGCCAGAUGCAGAGAACUCCAGAACAUUCAGCUGUGCAACCUGGACCACAGACUACUAAAUUACUUCCAACUGCAUCACCACAAAAACAAGACAUUCCAGGUGUUGUAGCAGAGGAUCAGAAAGUUAAUGCUUCUGGGAAACAAGAAGACAAACAGAAUCUGCCAGAUUCAAAACAACCUACAUCAGAAGCUCAAAUACAGAAAAGUGAUGUCUUGCCGCCCAAAUCUGAUCAACUAUCAAAACCUGAACCUCCUAAACAGGAUUCUGAUUUCUUCAGCUUUGGUUUUGGUGGUUCUCGUUCAAGGUCACCAUCUCCUCAGCCCACUGUGUCUGCUGUCUCUGGGAAAGUUCUAGGCUUUGGCUCGUCUUUCUUUAGCUCAGCAUCAAAUCUGAUCUCCUCUGCUGUCCAGGAUGAACCAUCUAAAACUCCACCAACAUCUCGCAAAGGGUCUACAGUUUCCCAGACUUCACAAAAGACCACACCAACACCACCUAGUUCUCGAAAAGGAUCAGUAGCUCCGCAGAACACUAAACUAAAUCCACCUGCAGUGGGAUCAAAGCCAACCUCUACACCAUCCAAAGAACAGGAAAAGCCACCAGAUACAGCAACCAAAGAACAGGAAAAGCCACCAGAUACUCAACCAUCCCAACCUCUACAAGCUCAAGUAAAAGAGGAGCCUCCAAAAACCUGCCCACUCUGCAAAGAGAGCCUCAAGAAGGACCCACAGAACUACAGCUCUUGCACUUCUUGCAAGAACAUUUUUUGCAAUCUCUGUGGAUUCAAUCCUAAUCCACAUCAAACUGAAGUAAAGGAGUGGCUGUGUUUGACCUGCCAGAUGCAGAGAACAGCAGGAUCUCAUCCAGGACAGCCACAACCACAGUCUAACAAAGUACUUCCACAAGCAUCUCAACAAAAAGAAAAGACUUCAGUCUCACCUUCUCCAGAGAAUAAAUCAAGUGUGAUAGCUCAGGCAGGCAAGAAAAAAGGUGAUACUUCUCCUUCUAAGUCUGCUUCACCACCUAAAGGUGAACAGAUUAAAGAAGAGUCGAGUUUCUUUGGCUUUGGUUUCGGUGGUGCUCGAUCUCGGUCUCCCUCUCCUCAAACUGCAGUCUCUGAUAAGGUUUUUGGUUUUGGAUCAUCCUUCCUCAGCUCAGCAUCUAACCUGAUCUCUUCGGCUGGUCAGGAUGAGUCCUCCUCCAAAACUCCACCAACGUCUCGCAAGGGAUCUACAGUUUCCCAGACUUCAAAUAAGACUACACCAACACCACCCACUUCUAGAAAAGGAUCAGUAGCUCCUCAGGAUGCUAAACAAAAACUACCUGAAGGAGAAUCAAAGCCAUCUGCUAUAUCAAUGCAAGAACGAAAGCCAGUAGAGAAAACCCCAGAUCCUGAACUGGCCAAACCUCCACAUGCUCCAGAGGAGCUUUCAAAAACAUGUCCACUUUGCAAAGAAACUCUUAAGAAGGACCCACAGAACUAUAGCUCUUGUAGUUCUUGCAAGAAAUUUGUGUGUAAUCUCUGUGGAUUCAAUCCCAAUCCACAUCAAACCGAGGUGAAGGAGUGGCUAUGUUUGAACUGCCAGGUACAGAGAACUUCAGGACCUUCCCCUGCUCAGCCUCAACCACAAUCUAACAAAAUACAACCAGCAUCUCCAAAAAAGAAAGCAACUCAAGAUCCACCUUCUCCAGAAAAACUGCAGAAUGUUCCAGCCGAGCAGGACAAGAAACCUCCAGCAGAGACUAAAAAACCUAUUAUUACUCCUGCACCAAAUGCUCAGAAGUCUAAAGAUGAUGCAUCUCCUUCCAAACCUGCUCCGUCAUCUAAAGUUGAACAGACUAAGGAAGAGUCUGGUUUCUUCGGCUUUGGUUUUGGAAGUGCUCGAUCUCGGUCGCCUUCUCCUCAGUCUGCUGUCUCUGAGAAAGUUCUGGGUUUUGGGUCUUCCUUCCUCAGUUCAGCAUCUAAUUUGAUAUCAGCCGUUCAGGAUGAGUCGUCCACCAAAACUCCACCAAGUUCUCGUAAGGGAUCCACUGUGUCCCAAAGUUCUAUUAAGACAACACCAACACCACCAGCUUCUCGAAAAGGUUCAGAAGCUUCACAAACCACACAAAAAGCUAAACUGCCCGAAGAGGCCAAACUUACCGCUGUACAGAAACAGGAUGAAAAGAAAACAGUUGAGAAUAAACCACAAGAUGAGAUGUCCAAAGAACCAGUCACUAAUGUGAAAAUUAACAAACCAGCCCCGGAGCUUCCAAAGUCCUGUCCACUAUGUAAAGUGGACUUAAAAUGGGACAUUCCGAAUUAUAACACCUGCACUGAAUGCAAGAACACUGUGUGCAAUCUUUGUGGAUUUAAUCCCACGCCACAUCAAACUGAGGUUAAGGAAUGGCUGUGUUUAAACUGCCAGGUGAAGAAAGCACAAGGAUCUCUCUCUACCCAACCACAGCCACAGAUUAGCAAAGCAUCUCCACCAACAAUACCGGAAAAAAAGGAGGCUCACAUACCUACUCCAAUUUCAGUUUCUCCACAAAAUAAGACGGAUGACAUUGGAAAGAAAAGGACAUCAAUUACUACAGAGAAUGACGAGAACAAACCCACACAAGCUACAACACAACCAACUGAAAUGCCAAAACUUGAUCCUUCUACAAAAUCUGCUGUACCACAGAAACCAGAACCUUCUAAAGAGGAAACAAGUUUCUUUAGCUUUGGUUUUGGUAGUGCUCGAUCUGGAUCCCCUCAGCCCCCUGUGACUGUUGUCCCUGGGAAGGUUCUGGGCUUUGGAUCCUCCUUUUUGAACUCUGCAUCUAAUCUAAUCUCCUCAGCCGUUCAAGAUGAGUCCUCCACAUUGCCACCAACUUCUCAAAAGUCUUUCACAUCUUCUGAAACCUCUGCAAAGACCACAACACCACCAACAUCUCACAAGGCAUCUGUGGUUUCCCAAACUUCAGUAAAGACUACACCAACACCACCCACUUCUUGGAAAGGAUCUGUAACUUCUCAAGAAGUUCCACCACUUUUUGACACAAAAGCACCUAUAACAGAGACACCAAAGCAGGUGCAACAGGCUACAGCAGUACCUGAAGCUUUGGUAGUAGCAGCUGUAGCUCCUAAAGCAGAGACCAAAGCAUGUCCUCUUUGCAAAGUGGAUCUUAAUGUAGGUUCACAGGACACUCCUAACUACAGUACCUGCACUGAGUGUAAGAACAUUGUUUGUAACCUCUGUGGAUUCAACCCAACUCCCCAUCAAACAGAGGUAAAUCAAUGGCUUUGUCUGAACUGCCAGACGCAGCGAGCAUUAAAUGGAAUGGAACCACAAGAACCUCCAAAAAUAAAUACCCAUGAACAACCUGACAAUGUCUACACCUCAGCACUGCAUCCAAGAACAGAAAUUAUAACACCAGCUCCACUAUCAUUAGUCUCAACCAAUGUGGUUUCUGAUGUUGCUGAAACCCAAAAGAAAGAGAUUCAAGCUGCGGGCAUCCCUGAUAAAACUAAGGGUUCAGUGAAUGUCCAAAAGAAAGAAUCACCAAAACUGCCAGAGAGUAAUAUAAAGGCACAACCUGCAUCCUCUCAGAAGAAAGAAACAUCAGAUCCAAAGAAAGAUAAGGAGAUUGACACACUCUUAAAAGAGGCUAACAAGUCUCCAGAAAAAUCUGCUCCACCUCCGCAGGCAGAGCCACCAAAACAGGAACAGAGUUUCUUUGGUUUUGGAUUUGGUGGUCCUAAGGUACAGCCUGCUUCCUCUAAGCCACCUGAGUCAACCACUGGGAAAAUCUUUGGCUUUGGUGGUCUGACAGAAACAGCUAGAUCUCGUUCACCCUCUCCACAGUCUGUUUCUGCUGUCUCUGGGAGAGUUCUGGGCUUUGGAUCCUCUAUAUUCAGCUCAGCGUCUAAUUUGAUCAACUCAGCUGUUCAGGAUGAGUCUUCCAUAACACCACCAACUUCUCGAAAAGGAUCCACAGUUUCCCAGGUGUCUGCUAGGACUACUCCGCCCUCGUCUCGCAAAGGAUCUGCAGUCACACCAGACUCUAGUAAAAUUCCACCUGUUGGAGACACUAAACCACAUGCAGUGCAAAAUGUUGAAAAAACAGUGGAGAAGAAACCAGAAACUAAGCAAGUCACAGAACCCAAACCACCCCAAAAACCUGCUCCUAAAGAAGUCAAGACCAACUGCCCAUUAUGCAAAGUGGAACUCAACAUUGGUUCCAAGGAUGCCAAGAAUUUUAACACAUGCACUGAAUGCAAGACAACAGUAUGCAGCCAAUGUGGAUUUAAUCCACUGCCUCAUCAAACAGAGGUUGAGGAAUGGCUCUGCCUAAGUUGCCAGGUACAACGGGCACAGGCAGGAAUGAAUGCAUCUGAAAGUCCCAUAGUGACACCCCAGCCAGUUCCCUUAGUGAUGGACAACAAAACUCCUUCCAAAGUUGACAAGGUAGCUACAGCACCAGUUGAGUCCAAACCUGAUGAGAAGUUCACCACAGCUGCAGCUGAAAAGAAAGCAGCUCCUGCUCAGGAAAUAAAGAAAGAGAUCUCAAUUCCAGGCCCUCAACCAAAGACAAGCACUGAUGCCAAGACAACUGAUAUGAUCACCCCAAGAAAAGAACCUCAAAAGCAAAAUAAUAAUCAACCAGAGCCUGCAAAAACAGAACAGCCACCCAAAGAUACAACCAUUCCUGUAAAAUCUGCUCCACCUACCAAGGUCGAACCCCCAAAACAGGAAUCAAAUUUCUUUGGUUUUGGAUUAGGUGGUCCUAAAGCACAGCCUGGUUCUAAAUCAUCUGAGUCAACCACAGGGAAGUUCUUCGGUGGCUUUGGUGGCCUGACAGAAACAGCUAGAUCUCGGUCACCCUCACCACAGUCAGUUUCUGCUGUCUCUGGGAAAGUUCUGGGCUUUGGAUCCUCUUUAUUUAGCUCAGCAUCUAAUCUGAUCUCCUCAGCUGUUCAAGAUGAGCCGUCCACAACACCACCAACUUCAAGGAAAGGCUCCACGGUUUCUAAUGAGUCUGGGAAAGCUACCACAGCACCACCUUCCCGUAAAGGCUCAGUGGCUUCUGCCAAGGCUACACCACCGACAUCUCGCAAAGGAUCUGUUGCAACGGAACCCAACAAGUUACCUUCUGCAAAACAGACCAAGCCACCUGUUGAAAAGACUCCAGAGCAGCUCAAUGAGGACAAAGUAUCCAGGAUACCUACUUCAGAAAAGGAUAAACCUGAAUCUGUAAAGGAUAAAUUAGUAAAACAUCCUGAAAGUGUACCUCACCCAUCCACCUGCCCACUCUGUAAAGUGGAUCUUAACAUGGGCUCAAAGGACCCUCCUAAUUACAACACCUGCACUGAAUGUAAAAGUGUGGUAUGUCAUCUCUGUGGAUUUAACCCCAUGCCUCACCUUGCUGAGGCUGAGUGGUUGUGUUUGAAUUGUCAAACACAGAGAGCUAUAACUGGGCAGCUGGGAGACAUGGGGAAAAUAUCAAUAUCAGACCCUGUAUCCACAAAAGACAAGCCUACAGUCACACCCAAAACACAGCUGUCCGAGACACCUGCACCUACACAGGCACCUACUCUAAAAUCCAAGCCAAAACCAUCGCCCGAAAAGCAGGCAGAGGAGAAAACCUCCUCUACUACUGUUGCAAAGUCAGCUGUGACCACUCCAGCAGUCCCGGCACCUCUCUCUGUUGUGCCUACUACAGAUAUGCUGCAGACUGAGAUGACAGCUGUGGUGGCACCAAUACCAGCUGCAGAGUCUCAGAAAGCUGUUAUUACUGAUGCUGAGGUCACUUUGAAAGAAACAGGCAAAGACAAAGUCCCAGACGAGACACAAGUUGAAAGGGGAUCAAUGUCUACGCUUCCAGCAGUGCCAAUUGAGGCAGAUGUAGUAAAGGUUAAAGAAGAUACAUAUACUCAUCCUGCAAUGAAAGGACAACAGGAAGAUGUUGUAAUACAAAUGGAUAGAAGUCUUUCAGAAAGUUCUAAAGUAGACAGCUUAAAAGCAGAUGUUAAAGAGCAACAAAGAAAGGACAUCUUGCCGGUUUCAGUAGAAUCAUACAGCUCAGCUGAGGAAGAGCUUAAGGAGAUACAGAGAAUCAGUGAAAUGGCCAUAAAAGAAACUGCUACAAAACUCUUGCCUGUUAGAGCACAGGAUAGUGUAAAACAAUACCAUGAGGACAGCAGUGAGAGUGAACCCUCCCCUCAAAUACAGCGAAGAAGAGUGAGGCCUGCUUCCUCCAGCAGUGAAGAAUACAAACUAGACAGUUCAAAUUCUGGAGAUGAUGAAGAGUUCAUAAGAAGACAACUUAUGCACAUGGGUGAAGAUGAGAACUUACCAUCUGAUGAGGAAAACCAUGUCAGAGAAGAGCAACAAAUACAGCAAGAAACCAGAGAGGCUGAAAAAUCAGAUGAUUCAAUAAAGCAUAAACGAGCCCUAAAGAAACUUACUGUAGAACCUGAGGAGAGUUCUGAUAUCAGCCUGUCUUCUCAUGACCAAGAUGAUCAAGUUGGCCAAGUCAUCCCUGUUUCAGAAGCAUUGGAAGAAUACAGAGUGGAAAUAGAUGAGUCAAAUGAUAAUGAGAAUAUCAUAGCCACUGACACCACAGUAGUUGCCAUUACACAAACUCCUGUUAGACAGACCACAGAGGAGUAUGAGAGUCUGAUCGAUGACUUGUCCAAGGGUGAUGGGUCUUCCAGUGUUCAGGUAUCCAGCAUUACGCCAGGAACAGCUUCACCUACUUCAGUGUCCUCUAUCGAUGAAGACAGUGACAGUAGCCCAAGUCAUAAAAAGGCAAGAGCAGAGAGUAAACAGCAAAGAAAGGCAAAACACAGACCACAUGGCCAGGCCCUUCCCACUAUAGAAGACUCGUCUGAGGAGGAUGAGAUACGUGAGGAGGGUGAUCAACAGAUGGAGCAGGAAAAUGAACAAGAAGAUCAGCAGCAGUUAAGAAAGGUCACAAAAAAAUUUAGGACCGAAAGAGAUGAUCUGGGCACGCAAAGGAGACGUGAUCAUUUGACUAAAACUGAUAAAUUACAACAGAUUGCAGGGAUGGGGGAACGCAAGUCCUCCUUCUCUGACAUUUCACCUAGUGUUGAAUCUGAACCAGAGAAUGCAGAAUACAAAACAUUAUCAUCUGAAACAUGUGAUGCUGCAGAGAAGCCAUUAAAGAGUGCUGAAGAGGUAUAUGAGGAAAUGAUGCAGAAAGCACAGGAAUACAAAACAUCAGAGAAACGCACACCACCUGAUAUUGAACCAUUAUAUGGAGGCAUGUUAAUAGAGGACUAUGCUUAUGAAACUUUAGUUGAGGAGCAAGAACAGACUGCAACAGCUUUUGGUAAAGUCACCCAUGAGCAAGAUUUCAGAAAGAUGUCCGAGCAUGAGUCGGUGAGGAUACUUAUGACACCAGACGAGGCUUAUGAGGAAAUGAUGCAUAAAAGGAAUAAAAUCUUGCAAAAAGAAGAGGAGGCUCAGCAUGCACAUGCAUCAAAGGUCGACACAUCCUUACCGCUUCAUGUCAGUGAGACUUGUUAUGUGACUAUCCCUGGAAAUGAUGCGCUUACUUCAAAUAAAAAUGCAAAGCCAUUGUUGCAAACAGAGGAUGCCUAUGAAGAGCUACUGAAUACACAAAAAGAUGUUUUAACACCAGGAACAAGUCCAACUCAAUCAACUCCUAUUUCUCCUGCCUCCCCUCUGACUGUGUCUGAGUCAUCAUAUGAUUCCCCCGAGGUGAUUCUCAUCCCUUCAAGUGGGGAAGAAGACAACCUAGCUGAACCUAUUGAGUGCAUUUUGGAGCCUUACAUUACAGAUUCAACAUCUACACAGGAUGUAUCUGUGAAUAAAGCAUUAUAUCCAAUUCCUGACUUAAAGAUCACUCAGUGCUCCUCUGGUGAAGAGGAAAUUGAAGAGGAGGACAGUGUCAUACAAGAAAAAAUGUCAUCUGAGCCAACUGAUAUUGCUCAAAGUGAAGAGGAACUACAAGCUCCAGAAGAGUCAUUUGAGGCUGCUCCCAUUUCUGUAAUCUGUGAAGUUCCUUCAUCGAAACAUGUUGUGGAGACAACAGCAAUGUCACCACUGUCUCCACCGACAUCCCCAGCAGUCUCAUCCCCAGAUUCAAAUAUAGAACUUACAACAGUAUCAUCAUCCUCUCCAGUUUCUGGCCAGACAUCUACUCCAGCUAGCCCCAGUGUUGCUGAUAUUUCUGCCCCAGUUGUAAUUCAAAUGCCGGACUUAAUGUCUGAGCAAGCCACAGUGCACCUUUCACUUGCAACUGCUCCUGUUGCAUCUUCCACACAGAUUAUUGGAUCCCCUUCACCGGUCAUUCCAGUCUCAUCACAUGUCUCAGAAAAUGCUGGCACUCUGACUCCUUCUAAAGUUCUUGUUGCAAAGCCAACAGUAGGUCCAAAACCAAACCUAGCUCCAAAACCAACAAUUAUACCAAAAUCUACACAGGACACAGUCCCUACUCCAGAUAGGGUUUUAUCCUAUACACUGGAUUCAGCUCAGAAACCUUUGACUGAUGCAAUACAUGAAUCAUCUUCAUUUGCUAAAUCAGCCUCUACAGACAAACAAACUGUUGCACCAAUGACUUCUCUAAAUGAAGACCAUGUGAAAACUCCUACAACAACUUUUACUACACCUAUUGUUCAAUCUCAAGAAGCGUCUUUAAUAGAAACUUCUGUUGUUGUUCAAAUGCCAGAUCUUGUGUCCCCCUCAUUAGAGCAUCCAGUUCUAGAACAAACUUUGGUUUCAGAGCCUACCUUGCCAUCCACUGCCCUCAAGAAUCAGAUUACUACAACUACCCCCAUUGUUUCCCAAAUGCCUGACCUGGUCACAUCUCCAUCACAGUCAAUCUCUGUGACUUGUCCAAUACCUUCUCAAACCUAUGCCCCACUUUCAGCUACAGUUUCAGCAGUGGAUCAAGCACCAAUCUCUGUUCCAACUAUGGUAUCACCCUUAAUACCAGCAAAUGUUUUCUCUACAGAGCAAACCAGCUCAGUUGUUGAACAAGUGGCCACACCACCAUCUGCCUGUACCACUAUACCUGCUUUAGUAAGAGGCACUCCUCCUCCGGCCAGUGUUUCUAUUCAAAUUCCUGUUCAGAGACCAGUGGAAACAAGAUCAGCCAUGGCACCCCCAUUAGACCAAGCAGUCCCUAUUUCACCUCCAACAGAUCACAGAGACUGUAUUGCUGCAAAGACAGUCUCUGUUGUUUCACCUACCAUUACUACAACUGUUGCUUUUGGAGCAUCACCCUCCCAACCAGUUCACUCUAUACUGGCUGAUAUCCAGCCAAGGAUGGCAGAAAUACUGCAGAAAGAUGAUGCAAUUUCUUUACAACAAUCAGUUUCUCAAAUCAUUUCUCCUGUUGUACAGACACAGGAAGGUCAAGCUGCUGUCAGACUGCCAAAUCUUGAAAAUGUGGUGGUUAAAACAACUAUUGAAGAUGGGAGGGGACACCCUGUUAUUGUUAGCGUUUCUCCUUUUACUUAUCCAGCCACUGUAUCAAGUUUCAUCACUGAUUCAACAGUUCCACCUUUUAUGACAUCUGAAAAACCUCAUGUGUCUCAAGAAAGAACAGAUAGACCAGUGAUUUCAUUUCCACCACCCCCCACAGCUUCACCACCAGAACUGCCAUAUAGCACAUUACCUAAAGCUGAUUUUAACCAGCAAAAGACUGUUCCAACUCCCUCAUCAGUUACAGCAACUCCACCUGAACCCCCAGCAAAUAUGGCCGGUGUGACUGUAAUACCAGCUGUAACCCCAACACACAAAUCACCACCCCCUGUCCCCCCCCAAACCUCUGUAUUCCCCCCAGGAUUGGUAUUUAGUCACAGAUCAAGAGAGAGUGUAAAGCCACCAGUUAGCCCCGAACCAGUUGUUGUUCAAGCAGUUCGUGCUGCAACAUUGCCAAGAACAAGAGAACCUCCAAAUGCAUUGUCACUAAGUUUGACUGCCCCUGUUGAGACCAAGUACAGUGCUUCAUCACCAAAAUCACCCUUGUCCCCCAGAUUUGCUAGAACUCUUGAAACAUAUGUGGUGAUAACAUUACCCUCAGAACCAGGAUCACCUGUGGAGGGCAUUACAACUCAAGCACAUAUGAGAAGAUCAUCACUGCCAACUCCCAGGCAGCCUGUUCCAUCUGAUGCUCCAAGAGUGUUUGUUCCAGCUGUAGUGGAUGCACCUGUAUCAUUAAUUUCAGCACAAAUUGUAGCAGCUCCACCAAAGGGUAUCUCAGCUUUAAAUGCAGCAGUGCCCUGUGUGGUGAAGACACCUGACUUUGCUUCAGUCACAAUGGAGACUUAUAUCACUCCAGCUGUGGAUUCAACACAAAGUAUUACAGCACCUUGUGUAACGGUUUUAGAGAUGCCACUUGCUUCUGUGCAACCAUCGGUUUCAGCACCACUUGUAGUGUCAUCAUCAGAAGUAGCACAGACUAUGAAUGUUGUUUCUCAUGUCACAAUGGAGAAUACAAUGCACUUCCCAUCUGUGAAUGUAACACCACAUGAUAGAGCACCAUUAAUGGCAUCUUCUGCUUUGAUUUCAGCAGCACCUGUUGCAGAAGCAGCAGCAGCAGCAGCACCACCACCACCACCCAUUGCUAUGGGACCACCAACAUAUCCAGCAAUGAUGUACAGCGCACCUUCCAUGGUUUCUAAUCUUCCCAUGCCUUCAGCCUCAGUGGUGAAUACAUCAAAACCAUCAGCAGAGGUACCAGUAGCCUUAACGCCAGUGUCAGGAGUUUCUGCUGCUCAGCAUACAGUGAGUGAUGUACGACAAGAACUUGAGAUGCAACAAAUGCUAACAACAUAUUCUGUACCAAUAACAAUAACCCAGAUUCCAAUCCCAGCUCAAAAUGAAGGCAUUCCUGGUUUGGAUAUGGAAGAAGUACUAAUAGUCUCAGCUUCAGAAGAGGCAUUGACUGACAUGGAUCCCUCACCAGUUCCAAUAAAACGGCUUCAAGAGCAGCAAACAGUUUAUGAACAAAAACAAGAAACUCCAGUAGUGACUUUUGCAACAUCUGUGCCACCAUUACCAGUCACAUUUACCCAAUUUACAAAAUCUAUUGAGAGUCAAGAAAUACGUGGACAAGAUAAAGUUAUAUCAAGCAUGAGCCAAGUCUAUUCUGCAAUCUCAACAACUGAGCAGCAUCCUGACACAUUGCCUAAUCUUGUAACCCAAGUUGUCACAACUGAAGUGCAAAGAACAACUGUGUCAGUUGUCCAGGAAAGGAUUCCUGUCGAACCCAUACCUGAACCUGUGAGUGCUACAAUCACAGUCCAGCCAGAAGUCCAUUUUAAGCCCAAACAGAAUGGAAAAAUACACUACCCUGGUGAUGUUAUAGAUCUUACUACUUUUAAAGUGAAUGUUUCGAUGACUGAUCAAGGGAUGGAUCUUACAGCCCCAGAUUCAAGUAGGUCUUCCUUGUCAAGUGAAUCAAGUGGACGGCAGGCCACUGCUGUACAGCCAGAAAUAGUGAAUCUUAGUGCUGAAAUAAUCCCUGCUACAACACUCUCUGUUGUAACUGAUAGCAUAACAAUUGUCACUUGCACAGCUACAAUUGCCUACAACAACAACACAGUUGACAAGCCUCUGGACCUGGGAAAUGCUACUUCAGUGCCUCUUCCACUUACCACAUACAAUCCAUUUGAGCCACUUGCACAGAUAGUGUACAGACCUGUGAAUUCUCAACCUAAGCCACCAACCAGUGCAGAGAUUCCUAUUAACCUGUCAUACAGAGCUGUUGCAAGCACAGCUUCUCCUCUAAUGCCUGUUCCUGUAAAUGCCACUGCUGGUAUGCCAAUGCAUACAGAGCCAUCAGCAGUUGGACCCGUUGAUCUUACCACUUCUAAGACAAUGAAAACCAUGGUUGCUUUGUCCCCAUCUUCUGGAGUAAUCACAACUGUUGUGGAAGAUGAUGGUACACCAGUUGAUCUUACAUCUGGAAGACAAACCGUUUGCUGUGAUGUAAUCUACAGGCUUCCUUUCACAGGAAGCUGCAGAACACAGCCACCUGUGACCACACAACCAGACAAUCAAAUUGGCUAUCAAAUUAAUAUUGCCACAACACCUGUCAUUGAAGAUCUCAGUACCAUGAAGGCUUCGAUAUCAGACAGUAAUUUCAGAGAAACUGGGUUCUUUGGGUAUGAAAGGAAGAAUGGAUUCACCUAUCAGAAUGGGGCAUCUGAGGGGGCUAUAGAUUUGACAUCAGCUAAAAUGUCAACAGAAGAAGCCUUAGACUUCUCAAAGAAAGGCACUUUGGCAUUUACCGGAAUCACCACUACUCCAUAUUCUCAAGGAACAUUGUUUGGCGUUAAUAGUUUGCUAAGAUCAACAAAUGGCAUUGUUUACUCAUCUGUUGCUGCACCUGUUCCCUCCACGUAUGCAAUUACUACCCAACCAGGUUCAAUAUUUAGCACAAUGUACAAUAGUCUGACUGAUUCUACGGAGCCAUUUUCAGCACUUCAAAAUCAGCCUGCUCCAUAUGGAUUUGUAAACACCACAGGCACAGACCAAUCAAUAUUCCCACAAUCUGAUCUAUCAAAUGAUAUCCUUCCUUCUGCAUUAGCCAGUCUCCUUCCCUCAUUGACAGCCUUCCCUGAGCUCUACUCAGAUGCUACACUUGAGGCAAUAGCAGCCUCCCUGGAUACGCUGGUAUCACCAAAUUUCCCUGAUCUAGAUGACAGCAAGAGCCAGCAGUACAAGGCUGAACAUGAGUUUUUACAAUUAGAGAAGUUGAAGCAGCUGUGUCUAGCUGAAGAGCUUGAAUGGGAGAGGCAAGAAAUACAGCGUUACCGUGAACAAGAGCAGAUCAUUGUUCAGAAGGAGCUGGAGGAGCUUCAGAACAUGAAGCAGCAACUUCUAAUGCAGAAAGAAGAGGAACGCAAAGCCCAUCUGAUUCUUCAACAAGAAACCUUUGCACAGCAGCAACUUCAAUUACAGCAAAUCCAUCGAUUACAGCAGCAACUCCAACAACAACUAGAAGAGCAAAAGAUACACCCAUAUGGGUUUAGGCCAAGUGAGGGUAUGUCCCCACCCAUGAGCUCAGACAUUAUUCUUGACUCAAAAUAUUCUGGGGGAGAUAAUGGACAGUACUGGCCAGUGAAGGAUGACAACUCAACAUCAUCUGCAGUGUCCACCCACGACUCUACAUCAGGUCAAAACUGGCUAACAACAACCUCUGGGGCUUUUUCACAGUAUAGUUCAAACAUUCCUGUAUCAGUGAGUGCACAGACAAAGGAGCAGUUGCAGUUGUCCACAAAUCUGCCAGAUACAGCCAAGACAGAGCAAAGUGUAGGGAUAAGUGGUAAGAAACUGGUUGAAAGUGGUGUUCAAACAGAUGAUGAAGAUGGUGUUGAGAAGAUUCCUUCUGGUAGAAGGAGAAGAAGUAGGAGAAGUGUAGAUAGCUGUAUGCAAACUGAUGAUGAAGAUCAGGAUGAGUGGGACGUCCCCAUUCGGAGCAGACGAAGGUCUCGUUCCAGUAGAUAUGCUGAUGGAGAGAAGGGUAAAAGCUCCAAGGUAUCAAGUAUUGCAAUUCAGACUGUAGCAGAGAUUUCAGUUCAGACAGAGCAUUCAGGGACAAUUAGAAGAUCUCCUGUUCGGGCUCAGGUGGACACCAAGGUAGAUUUACACAGAGAGGGUCAAACAGAAAGCGAUUCAGAUAUUACAUCAGAUAAAGAUAAAAGACGUCCAGUGCCUGCUGAAAUAAGUGUUAGCACACACCUGACAGCUGAUGAUGUUGGAAGCUCUUUAGUUACCAAAUCUCCAAAGGUAUUAUGCUCCCCAGUUUCACCACUGUCCCCUGGGAAAAGCUCACAGAAGAUGCUUACUGCUGAUUCAUCAAGGCAUCUCAGUAGUCCAAGAUCACUAAGGGCCUCACAACGAUCUCUGUCUGACCCCAAAUCACUCAGUCCAACAACUGAGGACAGAAUGAUGUACCAGUACUCAGACAACUAUUCAAGCAAAGGUUCUCAGAGCGGCACACCAGUUGGCACUCAGAAGAAAGUAAAACGCACACUACCUCAUCCACCACCGGAAGAAGAUACCAUCAUUGGCCUCUCUGGGUACACCACUGCUUCUGCCAGAAGACGAAUGUGCAGGAACACCACUAUGGCGCGGGCCAAAAUCCUCCAAGACAUAGACAAAGAGCUGGAUUUAGUUGAACGUGAGUCCUCAAAACUUCGUAAGAUUCAGGCAGAACUUGAUGAGGAGGAGAAAGAGAUAGAUGCUAAAUUGAGAUAUCUGGAGAUGGGUAUAAAUCGAAGAAAAGAGGCUUUACUGAAAGAGAGAGAGAAGAGGGAGAGAGCCUACUUACAAGGAGUGGCAGAAGAGCGAGACUACAUGUCAGAUAGUGAGGUCAGCAACAUCAGAGAGUCACGAGGUAAUGGUCAUGGACUAGAACGGCCACGGACUGCCCCACAGUCAGAGUUUAACCAGUUCAUUCCACCACAGACUGAGGCUGAGCCCCAGUAUGCACAGCUUACAAGCCCAUACUCCCAUUAUCAGUAUGCAUCCCAAACAAGUCAGUAUCCUCAGCAGACGUUGUACCAACAGCAGUCUCUUUACCAUCAGCAAGUGUCCCCCUACCAAUCCAUCUACUCAUCAGUGCCCUCACUCAAUCAGCAGUCCCAGCAGACUGGCUAUGACCAUUCCUCACUCCUUCUGAUGCAACAGAAACCCCGUCAGUCUACUUUGUCUGACUUAGAGCCAAAGAUUACUACAAACUAUGAGGUCGUACGCAAUCAGCCCCUCCUAAUUGUCCCUACAUCCACAGAGAGUGUCUAUGGAGUUUCCCAUCUCGGUGGUAAAUACAGUAGCCUUGAUCUGAGGAUGGGUCUGGAAGAGAGAGCCAGCAUGGCCAGCAGCCCCAUGUCCAGCAUAUCAGCCGAGUCCUUCUAUGCAGACCUCGAUCAUCAUAAUGCCAGGAACUAUGUCCUGAUUGAUGACAUUGGUGAACUCACAAAGAGCUCCACUGGCCUCAGUUCAAGCUUCAGUAUUGCCGACAAGGAUAUCAGCAAAGCUGACCGACUUCUCCGGACUGCUGAUGUUCGACGAACAGCAGAUGUGGCAGACUUUCUCGGUCCUCUUCAGGCUGCUUCCCGACUGCAUUCGUAUGGUAAAGCUGAUGAUGAUUCCAUGGAGGAGCCAUAUGAAUUGAAGAUGUUGAAACAGCAAAUUAAGCAGGAAUUCAGACGAGGUACAGAUAGCCUUGAACAGCUUGCAGGUCUGCCCCACUACCUCCACUCCGACUCUAGUUUUAGACAUUUCCCUAAAGCUGAAAAAUAUAGUAUUGGGAGACUAACUUUAGAAAAGCAAGCUGCCAAGCAACUGCCUGCCUCAGUUCUUUACCAGAAACAGUUAAAGAAUAAAAAAGCACUAAUUGACCCGAAAAUUACAAAGUUUUCGCCCAUUCAAGAGAGCAGGGACCUUGAACUAGACUACAGCAGCUUUUUGGCGUCAGCCAGCUCAUCGGUUGGUGGAUUGUCUGCCAGGGCAAGGCUCCUGCAGGAUGAGAUCACAUUUGGUCUUAGAAAGAACCUAGCGGAGCAACAGAAAUAUUUGGGUUCAGCUAUUAAUGCUAACCUGGCUCAGUCACUCAACUUUGGCCAAUCUCUCAACCUAGGGCCUACCAUAAGGUCUUCCCUCCACGAUGAUGGAACCUAUCCCAGCGGCACUCGGUCAAGACCUUCCUCUAGGCCUUCCUCUGUAUAUGGACUGGACCUAUCUAUCAAAAGAGACUUAUCAAAUUCCUCACUACGCCUGAAAACAGAGGGUGAGGGCAUGGAUUCACAGUUUGUAUCUAGGGCUAAACCAACAAGUCUGCCAAUUAGUCAGAGCAGGGGUCGAAUUCCCAUUGUUGCACAAAACUCAGAAGAGGAGAGUCCACUGAGUCCUGUUGGUCAGCCCAUGGGCAUGGCCAGAGCAUCUGCAGGCCCACUCCCACCCAUCUCAGCAGACUCAAGGGACCAGUUUGGCUCCAGUCACUCUCUUCCAGAAGUCCAACAGCACAUGAGAGAGGAGUCCAGGACAAGUGGCUAUGAACGAGACAUUGCCUUUAUAAAGGAUGACCUUCAGGGGGCCAUGUCAGAUAGUGAAGCUGGAGGUCCUAGCUGGAAUGUGAAAGCAUAUCACCUUCAGCACGAAGAGACGGACUGGUUUGACAAACCCCGCCAGGGACGCGGUGGACCAGAAGCCGGGCCAGAUAGAAGACAGAUAAAAGGCAGCUAUUACCCCUUCCCACACACUCGUAUCAAACUGCAAAGGGACCCCAAGGACCACAGCAUCUCAGGGAGAGGGCUGGGAAUCAGAGUUGUGGGCGGAAAGGAGAUUCCAGGGACCAACGGAGAGAUCGGAGCAUACAUCGCCAAGGUUUCAGCAGGAGGAUGUGCCGAGCAAAUGGGAAAAGUUGUUGAAGGAAUGCAGGUUCUGGAGUGGAAUGGAAUCUCUCUGCUGGGAAAGACAUAUGAAGAGGUGCAAAGCAUUAUGGGUCAGCAGUAUGGAGAGGCAGAAAUAUGCGUGCGCCUAGACCUAAACAUGCUCUCCAACACAGAGCACCCACAACAACUGGAGCUCCAUACUCAGUUAAGAGCUGGUGAGCGUCAGCGCUCUCCAGGUGUCGACCCAAAGCAGCUGGCUGCAGAACUACAGAAGGUGUCCCAACAGCAGGCUCCUGGCUCCGUGCUGUCUGCUCUGGAGAGAGCGGGACACUUGCACUCUGGCACCGGAUCUGCCGCUUCUAGUGGGGUCCCCAGCCCAGGGCAACCCGGGUCCCCUUCCGUCAACAAGAAGCGUCAUAGCAGCAAGUCAGCAGAGGUUCUGAAGCCACAACCACAUCCAAUCACUGGUGAAAUACAACUUCAAAUCAACUAUGACAGGAAUAUGGGCAACCUGAUUGUACACGUACUGCAAGCAAGAAACCUCGCUCCUAGAGAAAACAAUGGAUACACAGACCCUUUCGUUAAGGUCUAUCUCUUGCCAGGGAGAGGACAAGUCAUGGUUGUCCAGAACGCAAGUGCUGAGAACAAGAGAAGGACUAAAUAUAUCCAGAAGACUCAGAACCCAGAGUGGAACCAGACAGUCAUUUAUAAAAACAUCCAUCUGGAGCAGCUGAAGAAGAAAACUCUGGAGGUUACUGUGUGGGAUUAUGACAGAUAUUCCUCAAAUGAUUUCCUGGGAGAAGUGCUCAUUGAUCUUUCAAACACGACUCAGCUGGAUAACACACCUCGCUGGCACCCCCUAAAGGAGCAAAGUGAGAGUAUUCACCAUGGAAGAACCCACCCUCCACAGGGACCAAGCGGCUCUGGGGGACUUGGAGGUCAGGGCGGCCCUGGAAGUCAGGGAGGUCCUGGAGGGCCAGGAGGUUCUGGAGGUCAAGGAGGGCAACCGGGGAACCAGCAGUCCCCUAAAACCUCUGUCAUCAAGAGCCGAAGUCACGGCAUUUUCCCUGACCCCGCUAAAGACACACAGGUCCCUACAAUAGAAAAGUCUCACAGUAGUCCCGGCAGCUCCAAAUCUUCCUCUGAGGGUCACUUGCGCUCCCACGGCCCCUCACGCAGCCAGAGCAAAGGCAGCGUCACCCAAGCACACCUGGAAGAAGCCGGGAACGCCAUCGCUGCAGCCGAGGCUGCGGUGCAACAGUCCCGUCUCCAGCCAAAUAAAACAAACCACAGAAUGAUUGAUGGGGAUGGAUACACUCUGGACAGUGAAGAUGCCAUGGGCACUAAUGCUGUGGACAGCGCCAUAUUUCAGGUCCCUCAGCUGAAAAACAUUCCUAAUGGGACAGAUAAAAGCAGAGGACUUGAAUCUUUGAACCUGCCAGAUUCGGAAGGUAAGAUGAUAGGUGAGAUCAAGGUUGCAUUGAAGAAGGAGAUGAAGACUGAAGGAGAGCAGCUGGUUCUUGAGAUCCUGCAGUGCAGAAACAUCACCUACAAAUUCAAAUCUCCAGACCACCUACCUGACUUGUAUGUAAAGCUUUAUGUGGUGAAUGUGGCAACUCAAAAGAGGAUCAUAAAGAAGAAGACCAGAGUGUGUCGCCAUGACAGAGAGCCAUCAUUCAAUGAGACAUUUCGUUUUAACCUGAAUCCUGUAGGCCACUCUAUUCAGCUGUUCCUGGUGUCAAAUGGAGGGAAGUUUAUGAAGAAGACCCUGAUUGGCGAGGCCUACAUCUGGCUGGACAAAGUGGACAUGCGUAAGCGGGCAGUCAGCUGGCACAAGCUAAUGGCCACCACCAAUCAAACGCAGCCAUAAUCAGACGCACAUCCAUCUCCCAUCAGAACCCUCAAAAAAAAAAAAAAAAGAGAGAAAUAAAACAGGAAACAGUAGGUUCGUCAAACUGGAAUGGCUGACAGGAGAAAAUCAAGGUGAAGAAAUAAACUGACUACUGUGUCGAACAGUCUGUAGGGUCAGACUUCUGGUUUUCCCAACCAUUCCCAAUCAGGAUAUGUAAAUCCAUUUCCUCUCCCAGAGCACUGCUGUUGUCUUUUUGCGGGAGUCAUUUUUGCAACUACAUUCUACAUCUAAAAUAUCGUAGGCAUGGGCCAAUUAUUACUUGAGGUUUUCUACAUUUCAAUGCCAUUUCAGAUGUUAUCACAUGUUCAAGGUCAUAUAUAUUUCUCGCAAAAAAAGAAAAGAAAAAAAAAGUAAACAUUAUUCACAUGGAGAUAAACGUAGCAUAAUUUAUAGUUCUUUACACAAUCAUGUGAUAUACAAUGACCAUAUCAGUCUAUGUUAUGCACUGUAUGGAAGUUAUACUGUAAGGAAGAAAGACAAUCGUAAAUAUAAUGGAUUUCCCUUUUCGAAUGCAGCAUCCAACCGCACACAAUUUAAGAUUCCUCCGUUUAUAUUGUCUCGAGUGUCGUCUUCAACGUUUAGGGAAUGUUGUGACUGAUGUCAUUGAAGUUGAGAUGAUCUGGUUUUCACACAAUCUUCUUGAGAUGUGUCGAGAAUGGCUGUUUGUUGGAUGCUAAAUGAGGGCGUACUUUGUUUUUAGCAUCUCAAGCCCUCGAAUUAGGUUCUCUGAAGUUAAAGGGCAUCUAUUCUCUGUCCAGAAGUAUGAUUGUACGUGUCCGCAAUGUGUUUGUUUUAUGAAGAGCAUCUUGAAGUAAAUGUCAUGUCAGUGGUCAGAUGUUGUCAUCAAUAGUCUCCGUUUUGUGAUCAAGUUGUAUGUGGAAUCCAAAUAUGCAAUGACAAAAAAAUAUAUAUAUUAUUAAUAUUAAUUAACGUACACCUUUCUGGCAUUUAUAUAAGGGUUUUGGCUCAAUUGGCUCGACUAAAAUCCAAAUGUUAUGUUUGUUGUUUAUUUGAAUGGUGCAAUGUCCUACGUCCCGUGUCACUGUUCCAUAGUGGUGCACUUUUUAAUAUUGUUUUUCUGCUGUAAAGUUCAUCUGUUCAUGUCAGUUUAGCUACGAAGGAUGGUUCUUUUUCAUUAUGAUCACUGCCUCUGCACCAUAUCAGUGUACAGCUACACUAGUAUGUGCCAUCGAUGGAUAAAGGCACAUGUUUUUGUCUGUCUAGGUCCUGAAAACACCAUUAUGUAAUUUAACUUAACGGUCAGUGUUUCCAUUAUCGAUAUCAGUGGACAUAUCUCACACAUGGAAACGGAGUGUUUUGUAACCUGGCUAAUAAAACGUACACAGACGUUUCCAUAUGAUUUAAUCUGCAUCUUGCACAGCUGGUGCACAGAUGUAUCUGAAUAAAAGGUUGCUGUCAUAGUAAGAUAAACUAUUGUGUGCCAACCUGAUGUUUUAACCAAACCACUGCUUCUGUUUGGGUAAAUCUAUGCAACAUGGAUUAUGUUCUUUGAAUGCAUAUACCUUAACAUGCGACAUCCAGCGAGUGUCUGAAUAUAUGUAUAUCUGUUAAAGAAAACAAGAAAUUAAUUAUAUGAAUAUUGUAUAGUGUUUAUUUUUAUUUAUUUAUUUAUUUUUUACUUCCUCUUUAUGGCACAGUACAUAUUAAUAGUAUGCACUUUACGUUAUUGUUUUCAUAGGUUUCCAAAUGUCAUCAUAAAUAAUGACAAAAAAAAUAUGCUAAGAUACCAGAAAAUUGGGAUUGGGAAACAUAAUGGGAAACAUAAUGCAUAUUUUCAGUUGUACCCUUUAAGCAAGCACAUUCAUUUCUUUUUGACUACUAAAUAUUAUCUUCUAUUCUUAUAUUACUCCAUUCCUUUUAAAAUCAUGAUGCGUUUGAUGAAUUCAGUUGCCGUAAAUAGUGUGAAUGUAAUUUUUUUUUUUUGUAAAUAUAUAGGAUAUUUUCUACGAGAAGAGGUCUGAAUAUUUAUUUGGUCUGACGUUGAGCAUGUGAUUGUGAUCAAGGUCAAACUAUGUCUGUACAUAUACUGUAUUUGUCUAAGUGUGUAAGAAAGUAAUAUCUGGAUUGGUUUAAAAUCAUGUGUUCAAUCAACCCAUUCCAACCCAACCUGUUUGAUGAAAUCAACAACAUCUCUCAGAAUGAAAAUGAAAAGAAAAAAAAAAAGAAAAAAAAAAGGAAAAAGACGAUACAAAAUUUCCUGUCAAAUUGAAUGGUUGUCAAAGAGUUUCUAUGUUUUUACAUAGAUGUUGCAUGUUUUGUUAGAUGUUUGUUGAUAUAUUUUGCCUCCGGAUUCAGUUUAAAAA
Megalobrama amblycephala (Wuchang bream) is the source of this 28215-nucleotide messenger RNA. RefSeq names its product piccolo presynaptic cytomatrix protein b (gene pclob). NCBI's taxonomy places the organism in Eukaryota, Metazoa, Chordata, Actinopteri, Cypriniformes, Xenocyprididae. Gene Ontology annotation, biological process: presynaptic active zone assembly; protein localization to synapse. Gene Ontology annotation, cellular component: GABA-ergic synapse; glutamatergic synapse; cytoskeleton of presynaptic active zone. The record is from RefSeq and is a predicted model, not a curated record. Gene Ontology annotation, molecular function: metal ion binding; structural constituent of presynaptic active zone; protein binding.